GAGGGGGUCUCAAGGGGAGCAUGCACGUAUCUCGUUUUCUUCUUUCUUCUUCAGGGAUAAAGGGAGUGCUGAUCGAGUCAAAGGUCGUAUAUAUACUCCCAAACACGAUCCUGCCUCUCACAUCCACUGGUAUUUCCAAAGCCCGAGUGAGGUGUUAAUGGAGUUCUCACGAGUGUUUCUUGAAGUUUAUGGUACAGAGGAAGGGUCAUACUGCCACCCGCCGAUCGAAAUGCCCCUAAAACUCCUAUGAAUGAUACAAAAUGAUGAAAAUGAGAAUGCCAUAGUGUAUUAUAGUAAGGAAUAAGAUAGAGGAACGCCAUUGAUAAAAAGAAAGAGGAAAAGAUGAUUGAGAGGAGGAGAUAAUAUGUAUGGAAAAAGAUGCCCGGCUGGGUCGUUGAACUACCCCUGAAAAUGCCCUAAAACUCCUACGAAUGAUACAAAAUGAUGAAAAUAAGAGUGCCAUAUAGUGUAUAUUAUAGUGAGGAAUAAGAUAGAAUAACGUACGCCAUUGAUAACCAGAAAGAGGAUCGCAGGGAGGAUCAAGAGGAGGGAAAAGAAUUAAGAGGAUGCAUGAGUCAUUGAACUACUCUUGAAAAUGCCCCAAUUAAAACUCCAGCGAAUGAUACGAAAUGAUGAAAAAUAGAGUGCCAUAAUGUAUUACAGUGAAGAAAGAUAAACUGUGUAGCGACAUUGAUAACCAGAAAGAGGAAGAGAGGAUCAAGAAGAGGAGAUAAAAGGAAAAAGAAGCUGCAUGGGUCAUUGAUCAACUACCCCUGAAAAUGCCCCAAUCAAAACUCCAACGAAUGAUACGAAAUGAUGAAAAAUAGAGUGCCAUAGUGUAUUACAGUGAAGAAAGAUAAACUAUGUAACGUCAUUGAUAACCAGCAGAAAGAGAAAGUAGGAGAAUAAAGGUUAAAAAGGAGAUAAGGAAAAAGACUCCCUAGACCCAGACCAAGGCCAAGAAAACAAAGUCAGCCUAGCCAGCCCCUGAAAACACCCCAUAAAACACCCACGAAGAAGAAGAAGAAGAAGGAGAAGAAAUAAGAGCGAAUGGAGGGCUCAGGACUGCCACGAAAGGAGCUGUUGUUAUAAUCCUGUCACCUGUGACCAAUAUCAAGAUCCUCCUUAUGAGUCUUUAGAGUUAAGGGCUGACAGCCAUAGUAACUUGUCAAACUUCUGAUGAUACUUAGAAAAUGUCUUAUCCAGAAGACUCAUUGAAAGAAAGCGUUGAGAUAUAGGACAGCUGCAUCACAGGAAGGUAUUACAAAAAGCAAACAAAGACACUAUCAAGAUAAUUGUAUAAUGAUGAGGGGGGCAGUUUGAAACUUUUCUGAAAUUAGAUAAGGUGCAAGAGGUUGGUCUGCAAAAUACCUAGACACAUGAUGAUGGGACACACAAGUACCUGUGUAAAGUGAUGGCCCUUCAUUUCUACCAGACGGGGAUAUAGUUCUGAUGUUGGAACACCUGGCCAACCCACCACAUCCCAAUUACAAACAGUGGUAGACUAUGUUUUGAGAACAUGGGUCUGCAGCUCCACACGGUCACCUUCCAGCUGAAGUAUUUUCAGUCAGUCUCUGCAUACCAGUAGUGAUAUUGAAGGAUGGCCUAGCAGACUAAACAAAUGUGCUGUAGGGAGAUGCAACCUCCAGUUUUACCUUCUUAAGACCCUGGUACUCAGCAUGAUGACUAGCCUUCUCCUUCUUUAAAUGGAGUGGCGAGGGUUGCUGGCAAACGCAGACAAGGCCUUCCAAAUCCCCAGAAUGAGCCGGCAGAAAAAGGUCAUCAUGGCUGUGAUCUUUUUUGGCUCCUUCAUCUAUAUUAUUUUGACUCAGGCUGUUCAAAUACUUGGAGGGGCACCAGGAGAACCCAUUCAUCCAGAAAUCCGAAAGUUUUGUUCAUCUGCUCCAAAAAGAAAUGUCAACAUUGAUGCUGAGGACACAGACAUGCCAAUGAUCUAUGUGGUAACACCCACGUACCGAAGGCCAGAGAUGGUGGCUGAGCUGACUCGCCUUGGCCAGACCCUCUCGAUGGUGAAGAGGAUACAUUGGAUUGUUGCUGAGGACAGCCUCACAUGCUCAUCUCCCAUCACUCAUCUCUUACAUCGAUUAGGUCUCUCUUAUACCCACAUGGCCACCCCAAUGCCAGAAGCUUAUCGCAGGGAGAAGUAUGUUCCUCGUGGGGUGUCCAACAGGCGGGCUGCCCUCCAGUGGGUGCAAGAAAAUGGUGAAGACUCAGGGGUCCUGUACUUCUUAGAUGAUGACAAUGCCAUUGAUAUACGACUCUUUAACGAAAUGAGAUCAACCCAGACUGUCUCCAUGUGGCCUGUGGGGCUCAUUGGUGAAUAUACUGUCAGCUCACCAGUUAUUAGAAAUGGUCAAGUGGUUGGCUUUUAUGAUGGGUGGCCAGCAGGAAGAAAGUUCCAGGUAGACAUGGCAGGGUUUUCAGUGGGAGUUGGGUACCUAAAGAAGCAGAAAAAAGUCACAAUGCCAUACAUUGCUGGGCAUGAGGAAGAUGGCUUUCUGAAAUCCUUAAAUAUCAACCUAAAAGAUAUAGAAGUGAAAGCUAAUGGGUGCACCAGCAUACUUGUUUGGCACACCCGCACUGCCAAGAAUCCCACCCGUACUCUGCGUCUGGCCCACCACCAGUCCACCAACAUUAAGCUGCUCACAGACAACAUGCGUAAGAUGGGGAUGAUAAAGUAGUCACAAAAAAUCUGUACAGUAACUAAUCCAGUCAUUUUUCUAUGAAAUAUUUCAGGUCUUUCUAGGGAUAUUAUAUUUUAUGUGUAAAAGUUCUCUAGUUUAUGCAUAGUAGAAUGUUUUUUAUGAGAUUCUUGAGAAGUACCGUAUUUUGUGGCGUAUAACGCGCACCAUUUUCACUUAAAAAAUGCCAGAAAGUUACCCCAGCGUGGUAUACACUGAAGGUACAAAUUUUGAUUGAUUUUUUUUUUCGGUCUGCCUUUUUCCCCCUUAAUUUUGAACUUUGCAUGGGGAUUUAUGGGUCAGAGCGACUUCUAGGCUGCCACACAGCUCCUUUGUGCCAUUCUCAGUGUUUCUGUGACUGUAACAAUUGCAGGAGAGUUUUUCAUAUCUUUCGUGUCUGAUUCCACGCCUGAGUGUCCAUAGCCAGUGACCUCGAAUCUCCUAAGCCGCCUCUUGCUCCCAAAAGAGCUCUCAGUGUGAGUGCAAUUGGGAGAGAGCUGAAACUGACUUUCAAACUUCAAAAGUGGUGUUAGUGGUGAAGACAGUGACAUCAACAGCAUUGAACUCGAACCCCUUGUCUUAUGUGCAACCUCAGUUUGGUGGUCAUCCUGUAGAUCAAUCUCAUUACGGUGAUGGUGGAAGUGAUACUCAGGCCCCUGAGGAUGCAUCUCAUCACCCUUCAUGGUUAUCAAGUUAAGAAUAUGAGGGUAUUUAAAGGGGUUUGUAGCGGGGUCGAGUGUGUGGAAGGGGAGGACGGCUGCCACCCACAACCUAUGCAGUUCUGCGAACACAGGUUACUGUGCUUCAUCACAUCACCACAUAAGCACCACAUGACGUAGAGACUUAGGGUUUGAGGCAGACUGAAGAGGAAGGAUGGAUUAAGCAAAUGCUCACAAAUUUAAAGCUACUGGCUUAGGUAGAGCCAUGAAAUUGAUAAUGGAAAGUGACCAGUUAUCGGGAGAACGUCAGAACGUAGCCGUAUGGGGAGAACCGAUUUCAUGGUACACCCCCGCCCUUUAAGGGUUAACAGAAAUUUUAGGAAACUGUACAUCAUCAGUCUUGCUUAACCGUACAUAUUUCUGAGUAUUUUAAGCACUGAGUAUUUUUUCCAAAAUUGUUAUCUUAAAGUUUAGGGUGCACGAUAUACGCUGGAGAGCACUAUACGCCGCAAAAUAUGGUAGACCAAAUACAUGGUAGUGACUCAUUAAAGAGUAAAUUUAUAAGCAACAUGAUUAUUAAAGUAGCACAGUUUCUCAAAAUUAACUUUAAGGAAAGAAAAAUAUUGCAUAAUCUUAAAGAGGUGAAAACAGUGCUUUAAUAUUAAUGCCAAAAAUGAAGAAUCUCAAACUGCAUCAACAUGGUACAAUCUGAAGCAGAAGGUAAUUAAUAAUCACUAGUUACUGUAGUAAACACAUUUCUGAGUUGUCUGAGUGAUAUUGAUAGGGCAGUCUAUCCUCUCCCCCCUGUCCAUGGCUAGCACUCAACCCAAUCCCAGCAUCAUGCAACCAAGGUAGCAUGAUGCUGAAUGACAGUGAGUCGUGUCAAAAGUCUUUGACAGAUUGUCUUGGUCCAAGAUGUUAUGGAUUCACUCAACAUGAGUAUUUGGUGCUGUCAGUAUCUGUGCAGAAGGACAAAGAUUCAGAUCUUCAGGUCACUUGUGUUCCCUUUGUUAUGUUAUGGCCACGAGACACAGUCACUAAAUGGUGACGAAGAGUAUAUUGAUGCAUUUGGUAAUAAAAACCUAAGCAGAAUCAUGGGUUAUUGCUGGAACGACUGUGUCAAAUUGGCAAUUACCCUGUGAGACUGAAUUGUCUGCAUUAUCCAUGAAUGCCAACUCUGGGUGUAUUGGUGUACAGCUUGAUACCCAGUCAGCUCUGCACUGUGUUGUAUCUGUAAAAGACAAUCUCGUGUGGAAGAGGCCAAGGGACACCUACAUAGUUCAUGGCUUGAGCAAGUUGAUGGAUCCUGCUGUGAGUUACAUGGGAUGGGAAAGUGUCCUGCAUGAAGACUUGCUUGGAAGAACCCCUGAAAAGGGCAUCAUAGGAUGGUGGAGCCAACUCGCCCCCUGGUGUGUGCUCCAAUUGAUUGGUUGACUAAGUGAGUUAUGUGGAAUUUCUUCUGUGGCAUUUUUGUCUUCCAUUGUAUCAAAUUACCCACUUUGAAAACUAAAUAUGCAGAAAUGACACUGUUAGUAGUAGGAGUCCAUUGUAUAAAUAUUUUUGAUGUCUUACAGGUAUGAAUCUCAUAAUACAGAAGAAUAUUCAGAAAGAGAAUUAAUUCUUUGUAGUUGUUGGUGAAAGAGCUUAAGUAUGACACCAACAAGACUGAAAAAGGCAUGGGUGUUUACUGAUCUGUGUGUGUGUGUGUGUGUGUGUGUGUGUGUGUGUAAACUUCUCCUUACGCAUGCAUCUAGUCUUCCUCAGUCUGUUCUCAUAUCCUCUUGAGUUUUGUGGUCCUCUUUCUGGCUGCACUGUCAGGUCUCUUCUGUCUAUCUCUUCGCCUUUUCCAUAUUAUUUAUUAUCUUAUAUAUAGCUUUAUCAAGUCUCCUUUCCCUCUCUUCUCUUCUAAUUUUGGUAGAUUCAUUUCCUUUGAAUUUUCCUCAUGCAUUAAACAUGCCAAAGUUGGAACCAUUUUCGUUGCUGAUCUUUACAUUCUGCCUGAUUUACUUAUGUGUUUCUUUUCAUGAGGUGACCACACAGUUGUUGCAUAUUCCAGUUUUGGUCUUGUCAUUGUUGUUGUUAUUUAUCUCAUUAUUUGUGUGUGUGUGUGUGUGUGUGUAUUUGUAAAUUUCCCUAGAUGUGAUAUACAGGAGGCAAGCUAGAGUCUUGUCCCCAAAUCUCAUUUUAUUUAGUUUAGCAUUAAAUUCAUGAAUAUUUUUGUCUUGAACUGUCUCCUGCUUAAGGUCAUUCCCAAUGUUAAUACAUCUGUAAGGUAGCCUGUGUUUCUUGAUAUUCCUCAGUCAUAUUGUCUUUCUCAGUUUUUUACCAUGACCUUUUUUUUAAUCCAGUGUUCCUUAUGAACAAGGUAUCCCUCUCAUUUUUCCUUCAUCACCCUGUACACCAAAAUAGGCACACUUAACAUCACCAUAGCCGAUCCAUGAUUCAGGAUGUUUCCUAACUUAAAGGAGGCAAUGUUAUAAUUGUAUUUUGUAAAGAAUCCUUAUAACCAAAAACUAACUAAAAUUAUGAGUAUUCUUUUUUUCUUGAACAGAACAUUGAAUAAACAACAGAACAAUAAUAUGAAAAUACGUAUAGCCACCGUUGCCAGAUUAUCGUACUCAGAGCAUAGUAUUUACCGGUUUCCGAUGCCUAACUAUUGCCAAGAAACAUCAGGAUCUAACUGUUUUAACGAUAACUAUAAAUGAGUUUCGUUAUUGGAGCCCAGAAGACAGUUUUGGGGCAGAAAGUCGGGAAACAUAACCUUGUUGAGUACGACAAUCUGGCAACAGUCUGUGGCCCCAGUCAGCAUCAUACACCAUUUGUGGGUAUCAGAUACCUUAAAUAGCAUAUUUUUACUGUGCAAAGCAGGUGAUGUCACUUAUUGUGACUUCGUGAGCUUAUAUAUAUAUAUAUAUAUAUAUAUAUAUAUAUAUAUAUAUAUAUAUAUAUAUAUAUAUAUAUAUAUAUAUAUAUAUAUAUAUAUAUAUAUAUAUAUAUAUAUAUAUUUGUGUAUAUUUCAUGAAGGCAAAACUUACAUUACUAGUUUCAUUUUUACUAGUGAUACAAAUUUGUGAUUGUUCAUCACAAUAGAAUUUCACUCAAAUAAGUGAAUCAGACAUCACAGAAAUAUUACCAGUGUGUGUAUGAAUGAAUACAAAGAUAAGCACAUACUUUGAUUUAACUCUUGGAUGUCUCGUGGAUCAUUAAUAAAUAAAAACAAAAUAUCCGGAUAGGCUACUCUUUAGCCCAGUUCCACCUAUGGCUGCCCAAAAAAGUCCCUCCGCCAAGUUUGUACCCCACAUUUGGUGAUGUUAGGUGUGCCUAUUGGAUCAACUCUCUCUCUUUUCCACUCCAAGGUUGGUAGACCCAACAUUUUCAAUCUCCUCUCAUAUGUCAUGUCUCAGACUUGGCACCAUUUUUGUUACUCUUCUCUGAAUUCUUUUUUUCCUAAUAUUUUCUUUCUGUGUGGAGACAACACCACUGCUACAUAUUCCAAUCUUAACUCAAUCACCAACAGGAGACAGGACCCUUCUUCACUGAAGCUUGAUUGCUUGUUUAUGAUGGCAGUGUUAUUAGUUGAAUCAUGGGAGCCAUUGAAAAGGUGUGUUUUUGCAGUGGUGUCUUAAGUGUGCGUGUAUUUAUCUAGUAUGCACGAAAUAUACAGAAAAUGAGCCACGCUUGUGGGGUCCUGUCUCCAUGAAUCAUUAUUCGGUCAAACUUAGCUCUAAAUCCAUUUAAGUUUUUGGACUAGAUGAUUGCACCAUCUACACCUUUUCACCCUCAAAUUAAAAAAAAUUGAAUUUCAAAUUUAAAAAAGUUGAAAUUCAAAUUAAAAAAAGUUGAAAUUCAAAUUUAAAAAGUUGAAUUUCAAAUAAAAAAAGUUGAAUUUCAAAUUAAAAAAGUUGAAUUUCAAAUUAAAAAAGAUGAAAUUCAAAUUAAAAAAGUUGAAUUUCAAAUAUAAAAAGUUGAAAUUCAACUUUAAAAAGUUGAAUUUCAAAUUUAAAAAAAUUAAUUUCAAAUUAAAAAAGUUGAAUUUCAAAUUAAAAAAGCUGAAGUUCAAAUAAAAAAAGUUGAGGUUCAAUUAAUAGAUGAAGUGCAAGCCAUAGAAAGAUAUAUGUGCAUGCCUACAUACAUAAAUGCAGACAUCCACAAAUAUAUAUAUAUAUAUAUAUAUAUAUAUAUAUAUAUAUAUAUAUAUAUAUAUAUAUAUAUAUAUAUAUAUAUAUAUAUAUAUAUAUAUAUAUAUAUUCUACAUAUGUGAAGGUAUUCUAUGUUUCAUUAUUUUUACGUUGCUACGUAUAGUGUAAUAGUGCGCCUCUCUCCCACUGAGCUCUAAUAUGCAUGGAGGGGUUAUCUCCCCCGUCAGCGUUUGGCCGCCGGCCACUAUAUUGAAUGACCCGCACUCGGCGCCUCCACCAUAGUAAUUGAAUGGGAACUCUGUAGUUAUUUUGUUUUCUUUGUCUCACUCAUUCCACAUUUGCUCAUUCCAAGGACUUGUUCCUGACCCCCUCACUCCACAUGCAUUCAUUCCACUUACACUCAUUCCACAAACACUCAUUCCACACACACUUAUUCCACAUGCACUCAUUCCACAAACCCUCAUUCCACACACACUCAUUCCACAAACACUCGUUUCACAUGCACUCAUUCCACAAACACUCAUUCCUCAAAGACUCACUCCACACGCACUCAUUCCACAAAUAUUCACUCCACACGCACUCAUUCGACAAGGACUCAUUCCACACUCACUUAUACCACAAACACUCAUUCCACAAGCACUCAUUCCUUAAAGACUCAUUCGACAAAUAUUCACUCCCCACGCACUCAUUCCACAAACCUUCAUUCCACAAAUACUUAUUCCACACGCACGCAUUCCACAAGCACUCAUUCCACAAAUACUUAUUUUACAUGCACUCCUUCCACAAACAGUCAUUCCAAAAAUACUUAUUCCACACGCACUCAUUCCACAAACCCUCAUUCCACAAAUACUUAUUCCACACGCACUCAUUUCACAAGCACCCAUUCCACAAAUACUUAUUCCAUGAGCACUCAUACCACACAUCCCCUCCACACAUGCAUAAAUACAUACAUACGUACAUACAUACCGUACACACAUACACACACACACACUGCCUGAUGGCUCAGUGGUAGAGCUUAGGGUUUCCACCUUAGGGGAUGUGAGUUCGAUCCAUGCCGCUCACGCAGAUUUUUUCACACACACACACACACACACACACACACACACACACACAUAUAUAUAUAUAUAUAUAUAUAUAUAUAUAGAUAUAUAUAUAUAUAUA
Messenger RNA from Eriocheir sinensis (Chinese mitten crab), 8661 nucleotides. RefSeq names its product galactosylgalactosylxylosylprotein 3-beta-glucuronosyltransferase S-like. NCBI's taxonomy places the organism in Eukaryota, Metazoa, Arthropoda, Malacostraca, Decapoda, Varunidae. The transcript has 11 exons. Gene Ontology annotation, biological process: carbohydrate metabolic process; chondroitin sulfate proteoglycan biosynthetic process. Gene Ontology annotation, cellular component: Golgi membrane. The coding region runs from base 1707 to 2702 and encodes 331 amino acids. Gene Ontology annotation, molecular function: galactosylgalactosylxylosylprotein 3-beta-glucuronosyltransferase activity. The record is from RefSeq and is a predicted model, not a curated record.